AUGGAAGAAGAACAGGAAAAUAUUUUCAUUGAUAAGUUUCAUGCUCAGUUCAUGAUGAAAAAGAUGGAGGAGUAUUUUGAUAGCCAGAUACUGUGUGAUGUUGUGAUAGUAGUUGGAGAUCUCCUAAUCAAAGCCCACAGACUGGUUCUUAGUUCAUCAUCUGACUAUUUUGCAGCCAUGUUUACCAGUGAUGUGCUGGAGGCCACCCAAGAAGAAAUAGUUAUGAAGGAAGUUGACCCAGAGUCAUUGCAUACCCUCAUCAAAUACAUGUAUCAUGGUAGUUUAGACAUUCGAGAAGAAACAGUAGAAAAUCUCUUAUGCACUGCUUGUUUAUUGCAGUUAUCAGGUGUGGUGAACGCCUGUUCGAACUUCCUCGAGAAACAACUGCACCCUUCAAACUGCAUUGGCAUCAGGCAGUUUGCUGACACAAGGGGCUGCAGUAACUUGUUCAGAGUCUCGAAUGAUUACGUCAUCGAGAACUUUGAGAAGAUCAUAAACAAUCAAGAGUUCGUGCACCUUCCUCCGGAUGAUCUCAGCCAGUUGUUGUCGGAUGAAAAUUUGAACGUGUCAGACGAAACUGUCGUCUUCCACGCUCUUGUCCACUGGGCCAACCAUGAUGUCCAGGCAAGGAAACAUGCACUUGGAAAGUUGCUGGCAUGUGUUAAGUUGCCUCUGCUAUCUCCACAGUUUCUGGCCGACCACGUGGAGAUGAACCGACUCUUCAAAGAUGACCCCGUAUGCCAGGAAUUGAUAUUCGAAGCCAUGAAGUACCACCUGCUGCCAGAGAGAAGGGUGGCCAUGCAAAGUUCAAGAACGAAACCUCGAAAAUCUACAGUUGGCACUUUGUAUGCUGUUGGCGGAAUGGAUUGUUCUAGAGGUGCCAUCAGCAUAGAGAAGUACGACCUUCGAACAGAUACGUGGGUUGAGUUUGCCAACAUGAACGGCCGGCGUCUGCAGUUCGGGCUGGCCAUAAUAGAUGAUUGUCUGUACGUGGUUGGGGGGAGAGAUGGCCUCAAAACGUUGGACAUCGUCGAGUGCUUCGAUCCCGUCAGGAAGACAUGGUCCCUGGUCAUGCCGAUGGGGACGCACAGGCACGGAUUGGGUGUGGCAGUAUUGGAAGGGCCGAUGUAUGCAGUGGGCGGGCACGAUGGGUGGUCCUACCUGAAUACCGUUGAGAGGUGGGACCCCCAAGCCAAACAAUGGUGCUACGUCGCUUCCAUGUCCACACAGAGAAGUACUGUCGGAGUGGCUGUCCUCGCCAACAAAUUAUAUGCAGUCGGUGGCAGAGAUGGCAGUAGCUGUUUGAGGUCAGUUGAAAGUUUCGACCCACACACAAACAAAUGGACCCUCUGCUCCCCCAUGAGCAAAAGGAGAGGGGGUGUUGGUGUGGCCGCCUGUAAUGGCUUCCUCUAUGCUGUUGGUGGGCACGAUGCACCUGCCAGCAACCCCAAGUCCAGUAGAUUUGAUUGUGUCGAAAGGUACGACCCGAAAACUGACCAGUGGACUUUGGUGGCCCCUAUAAGCUCGCCCAGAGAUACGGUGGCAGUCUGUUUGUUGGGUGACAAGUUGUUUGCAGUCGGCGGUUUUGACGGCCAGCAAUACCUCACCGAUGUCGAAAGUUAUGACCCUCAGCUCAACAUCUGGACUACGGUGAAGCCGCUCUGCACGGGGCGAGCAGGGGCUUGCGUGGUCCACCCUACGAACAAAACCUCCCCGAAACCCCCUCUUGUAAUAGGUGGUCACACGUGCGUCAGCUGA
Messenger RNA from Helobdella robusta, 1758 nucleotides. RefSeq lists its product as hypothetical. The transcript has 11 exons. Bases 1 to 1758 code for a protein of 585 amino acids. Gene Ontology annotation, molecular function: protein binding. Lineage: Eukaryota; Metazoa; Annelida; Clitellata; Rhynchobdellida; Glossiphoniidae. The record is from RefSeq and is a predicted model, not a curated record.